AUGUCGGAGUCAGAGUGGGUGACCCCCUCUCCUUCCCCUUCCUCUUCCCCUUUUCCCCAGUGCGACUACAGCGAGUGGAGCCCUACCUUGGUGAUCAUCCCAGCCGUGUACCUGUUGGCUUUCGCCGUCGGCUCCUUCGGGAACGGGCUGGUGCUCUGGGUGUACCUGGUCCGGCCCGGGAGGAGCUGGGGGAGAAUAAGGAGCUGCUCCGAGCCGGAGCGGGAGAACCGGGCUGGGGUGCGCCCCGCCUCCUUCUCUCGUUCCAUCACGGACUCCCUGAUCGUCAGCUUGGCGGCGGCCGACCUGGCGUUCGUUCUGACCCUGCCCCUGUGGGCGGUGUACACAGCCCUGGAUUACCACUGGCCCUUCGGCCACGUGCUCUGUAAGCUGAGCAGUUACCUGGUGGCGCUGAACAUGUACGCCAGUGUUUUUUCCCUCACCGGGCUCAGCGCGGAGCGGUACUGGGUCAUCGUCCGACGGAAGCAGGCUACCAGGACGCAGGGUCAAGGGGCGCUACGAGCGGGGUGGAUCGUCGGAGGCAUGUGGGCUCUGGCGGGCAUCCUGGCACUGCCCGCUCUGUUGCUGAGGACCGUGAGGGAGCCGAAUCCAGUGGAGGAGUCAAACUCUGAUUGGCCAGAGGAGGACAAAGUCAACGAUCCCUAUCAUCCCACCUGUAUCUGUGUGAUGGACUACUCAAGCCUGAUCCCAGAUGACCUGGAUCCUGAAGACAGAGAGCAUGCGGAGCUAGUCUGGGAAGCCGCUCUAGGUCUAAAAUCCACUCUGCUGGGCUUUCUCCUGCCGUUAGCUGUACUGCUACUCUGCUACUGCUCCCUGGGCCGCCUACUGGCUCAACACUUCAGGCAAGGCCCAAAGCCGGACCACCCCCGCCAGCGGAGGCUCUUACGGGUCAUCAUCACGCUGGUCCUGGCUUUCUUCCUCUGCUGGUUGCCUUUCCACACCAACAAAACCAUCUCCGCGUUAAUUGACCUGGAGCUGCUCCCCUUCUCCUGUUCCUCUGACAGGCUGCUGGUGGCCGCGCACCCUUACGCCACCUGCCUGGGCUACAUCAACAGCUGCUUGAACCCGCUGCUGUACGCCUGCUGCGACGUGGCCUUUCGCAGACGCUGCAGGACGCUGUUACGGCAGCUCUGGUGCGGCGGCCGACAGGGAAGCGGAGAGGAAGAGAGGGAGCGAGGCAGCUGGAGCUCAUCCGUUCCGUCCGGCACGCGGGAAGUGAGCAGUCACAGGGAGGACAGACAUAGAGAGAGACCUACGGACAGACGCGACGACCAGGACGAGCACAGCUAA
This is a messenger RNA of Chanos chanos (milkfish), 1308 nucleotides long. RefSeq names its product apelin receptor 2 (gene aplnr2). The coding region runs from base 1 to 1308 and encodes 435 amino acids. Gene Ontology annotation, cellular component: external side of plasma membrane; membrane. NCBI's taxonomy places the organism in Eukaryota, Metazoa, Chordata, Actinopteri, Gonorynchiformes, Chanidae. The record is from RefSeq and is a predicted model, not a curated record. The transcript has a single exon. Gene Ontology annotation, biological process: G protein-coupled receptor signaling pathway; neutrophil chemotaxis; positive regulation of cytosolic calcium ion concentration. Gene Ontology annotation, molecular function: C-C chemokine receptor activity; C-C chemokine binding.